ACAACGUCUUCAAAAACUCAUUUUGAUGCUAAGAAAUAUAAAAUGUCACGCACAAACGAUUAUUCAAAUGUUAUACGAACCCUAUAUUUGUUCGAUGAAGAAAUCUACGAUUCACUGGGCAAAAAGUUUUAG
Molecule: messenger RNA, 132 nt
Organism: Funneliformis geosporum
Lineage: Eukaryota; Fungi; Glomeromycota; Glomeromycetes; Glomerales; Glomeraceae
Source: the annotation of a GenBank genome assembly